This is a messenger RNA of Aspergillus aculeatus ATCC 16872, 1259 nucleotides long. RefSeq lists its product as uncharacterized. Lineage: Eukaryota; Fungi; Ascomycota; Eurotiomycetes; Eurotiales; Aspergillaceae. The record is from RefSeq and is a predicted model, not a curated record. Bases 143 to 1105 code for a protein of 320 amino acids. The transcript has 2 exons.
UCUCCAUGGCGGGUGGAAUUAUAUUGAGCCGUUUGUGUCGAGUCAGCCACCUUCGGUGGUUGAUGGGAUCUUGGAGGAGCCGAGUCCCCAGGAUACCAGCCAACCCAGCCAUUCUAACAGUCCUGAUAGUCAGGGAGUUAGCAUGACGGACGUCUCCUCGUUACUGGACGAGUCGUGCGCUGCAGCGCAGCAUCUCGGGUAUCAUCCUCAUCCUCAUCCGUCUUGCAUGGGGGGCCCGCCGCCGGGGGGGUACGUGCCACCACCACCACCACCACCUCCGCCGCAGCUGUCCAUCUUCGACCAAACGACGACCACCACCACCGCUGCUACGUCGUCCAUGUCGCCGACCUUCCUGCAGAAGGAGUUCAUCACCAAGGGGAUCACCAGCUGUCCACUGGCGGUGCACAUGCAACCGACGUGCGACUGCGGCGACGCGCUGGUGUUCCACAUGAACCGCCUGCGGUCCGUGACGACGAUGGUGCAUCACCCACGGUUUGAUCUGCUUUUGCAAGCCAUCGCGACCGCGCUGGCGACGUGCCGUAUCUCCCUGCAGUGUCCUGGCUGUCCCAAAGACGGCACGCAUCUGCUGUAUGCCGCCUCGAUCGUCGACUUUACCGUGCAGCUGUUUGAUUUCGCCAUUCCCUACGAGCUGUCCCUGACGGGAACCACCACCACCACCACCACCACCACCACCACCGCAGCAGCUGCUGCUGCAUCGACCACCACGUCCACGUCACCGGCAACCGACCCCGGGGUGCUAGUGGGCUACGGGGAGUACGAGAUCGCGCUGGACGAGACGCGCCGCAUCCGGCGGUUUCUGCUGCGCGGCCGGCUGCUGCAGUGUCGGGAGGUGGUGAGACUACUGCAGGAGACGACGGAGGUGAGUCGGCAGGAGCUUUUCAUCCGCGGUGGUGGUGGUGGCAGCGGCAGCCCUGGGGCGACGGCGACGGGGGCGGCGGAUCUGACGGCGGCGUUCGAGAACGGGGAUUUGAUCCUGCAGAUCCUGGCGGGACACGAUGCGACGGUGGAGGCGUUUCUGCAAGCGAUGGCGGGGGAUGGCUGUAUGUGUUGUUGUGGGUGCUGUGAGAGGCACCAUCGGACGUAGUCGGUGAAGUUAGUGAUACCCAUCCUUCUCGAGUUGUGGUGUAGUACAAUUGAAAGUGGUUCUGCGUGGCCUAGUGGACUACAAUCCAAUCGUUCUUUUGGUAAGCAAGUAAACACGAGCGACGAACGGACAGAAGGGACUCAGGAGAGAAGGG